This is a messenger RNA of Helianthus annuus (common sunflower), 1137 nucleotides long. RefSeq lists its product as uncharacterized. The coding region runs from base 1 to 1029 and encodes 342 amino acids. The transcript is spliced from 7 exons. The record is from RefSeq and is a predicted model, not a curated record. Lineage: Eukaryota; Viridiplantae; Streptophyta; Magnoliopsida; Asterales; Asteraceae.
AUGGCUGAUGUGGCCCCCUGGGGACAUGGGGGUGACGGCGCUGGUGAUCCACCGCUUCCUCCUGGUGGAUUUCGUGGCACACACGAGACAGACGUUGCAGCGGUUCCCCCGAAGAGGGUUAGGGGGAAAGCAAAAAAUGAGAAACUAAGGCGUCUGGUAAAAGCGGGGGGGCCUGUAUCGCUUACGUUUGACAGGCAGGUGACGUAUACCCCUGUUGGUAAAACAAGAGAUAUGUUUUCACAGGAGGCCGGCCUGUAUAUGUGGCGGUCCAUCCCGUUCGAUAAAAUUGGAUGGGAUAACGUUGAACAACAUUACAAGGAUGCCUUCAUGAACCACUUACGGGAAAAUUUCAAUUUUGAUGAAGUGGAACGUGAUAUAGAGGCCAAAAACUUGACAGGUGGCAUUAGGGCUGUGCUUAUGAAGCGGUACUCUGACCGCAAGUACGAGGCUAAAAAAUUAUUUAAGAGCAAGGGAGGUUUCCGGGAAGCUAAAUAUAUUAAAAGAAGCGAGGCCAACACACUAGUACGCGAGAAACAACAAUUCCCAUACCGUGGUGGGACAUCGUCGUACGGUAGCACCGCCUAUAAAAAUGAUAUGGAUUGGGUACCUACGUAUGCUAAAACCCACACGGACAAUCAAGGGAAUUGGGUUGAUCCGGUUGCUGAACAAAAUUACCGGAACAUACAACAGGCCACAAGUCAAUGGAGCGGUGAGGGUCCGCCAAUUGCCCCGUAUCAGGAAGCGUUGGGUGAGCGGCGAGGAUGGUACCGCGGGAUGGGGCCUAAACCUUCUUCCAACACGUCCUCGCACUCGUCAUCUAACAUGUCGUCAUGGCAAGCUCGGACGCAAGAACCCUUUUCCGAGGAUUUUGUUAACAGCUUGUUCCAAACCCCGUCAUUUUUGAACCAACUUAACAACUAUCUUGCUUCACAAGGAAAAGGAAAAGGAAAGUCAAAAGACUACGAUUCUGAUAACUUAUUCGAUAAUGAAUCCGACGAUGAACCCAACGAUAACGAUGACGAUGAGUGACUUGUUUUUAAUGUAUGCUUUGGAUUUAAUUAAACGUUGUAGGAUAUAAUGUACGACUUAAACGUAGUUUUUAAUUAUAUUACCUUUAGUAUAUGUUGAUUAUGUUCA